AUGGAAGGAAUAAAGCGACCGUUAGACGACGUUAUUUCAAAUGAAAAUAAUAACAAAAAACGAAAAUUAUUUGUAACAACAGAUAUAUUCGCUGAUUUAGAACCUGUUACUUUAUUUAAAUCUUGUUAUGAAAGUUUAACCGAUGAACUUAUUUAUAAAAUCUUUGAUUAUCUUGAUGUUAACGAUAUUUAUUUUGGAUUUUUCUAUCUUAAUAAUCGAUUUCAAAAUUUAUAUCUUAAUUCUAAUAUUGCAUAUCAAUUAAAUCUUUCGAAUAUAUCAAAAAGAGAUUUUCAAUCUUAUCAUCAUCAUGUUCUUAAACCAAAUCACGAUCAAAUCAAAAUUCUUCAUCUAUCGAAUCCAUUUACAAUUGAUUUGAUAUUUUGUCCUUCACAUCUUAUUAUUAAUUUUAUUCAAAUUGAAAAAUUAAUAUUAGACAAUAUUAGUUCAAAAUAUCUUAUUAACAUUCUUAAAUAUUUAAUUCAUUUACCACAAUUAUAUUCAUUGAAUCUUUCAAUUAUUGAUUGCAUUGAAAAUCUUUCGCCUAUUUUUCUUCAUAUAUUUUGUUUAACAAAAUUAAAAUCUUGUCAAUUAACAUAUCAAGUUGAAGAAGACUUAUUAAUUGAUUUUACUCAAUUGGAACAAAGUCCAAUCGAAUAUCUUAUUAUUAAUAGUCAUUUUCGAUAUGAAUCUCUACAAGAAUUUUUAAUUUGUCUUCCAAAACUUCGUCAUUUAUCAAUGAAUUCUCUUAUUGGAUCAGACCAUCCAUCAAAAAUCGAAUUUGCUCCAAUUGAACUUAAAGAUUUAAAAUCAGUUUCACUUGAACUUUAUUCAAUCCAUUUUCAUCAAUUGAAAAACUUAAUUAAAAAUUGUUUUAAACAUAUUGAGAAAUUAAGUAUAACAACAUUUAAUGAUUCAACAUAUUUAUCUGGAAAACAAUGGCAACAAAUCAUUUCAUCUUCAUUACCUAAUUUACGUAUUUUUGAUCUACAAAAUAAUUAUAAUUCAAUGUGGAAUAAAUUUGUAUAUGCGUGGUUAAGUACCGAUUUUCAAUCGAGCUUUUGGAAAGAUAAACAAUGGUUUUUUCAACAUUGUUAUAAUGGUGAAUUGAAAUCAAAUAAUGGAAUCUUUUUCUCAACAAAUCUAUAUCGAAGAAAAGAUUAUCAAUUUUAUUGGAAUGGUGAUCAUAAUCGUACUAAUUCAAAUAUGAAACAAGAUGAUUUUAAAUCAAUUCACAAUUUAUUUAUACAUGAUGCACCAAAUGGCAAUGAACCUGUUAGUUAUUUUCCAAAUGUAAAAGAAAUAACAAUUUAUCAUUGUGAUUCGAUUUUAACAAGUCUUAAUCGAAUUCUUCCUUUACAUCAAUUGAAUAAAUUAGUUAUUGAUUCAAAGAAAUUUCGUGUUAAUGAAAUCUUGAAUUUAAUUAAGGUUGCACCUAAUUUGAAGACAUUUCAAUUGUUUUAUUAUUCAUUUGAUGAAAGUCGAUUAAAAUUAAUUGAAGAAAGUGAGAUAUAUCAAUCUGUAAUAAAUAAAAAUAGAAUUGAAAAUUUUCAAAUAAUUCAUUGUUGUUCAUUAAAAGAAAUCUCGUUUUUUAUGAAUUUAUUUCCAAAAUUAAAAUUAUUUGAAACUGGUUUAUUGAAAAAAGAAUUUAUUUUCAUAACACAAUAUUUAUUAUUAAAUAUGGCUCAUUUGAAUUUUUUAUGUAUUAGAGAUUUAUCAGAAACUUAUUUAGACAAAAUCAAUCUUUUAAUUGAAUCAAAUAAUUUACUCAAAGAUUAUUCUAUUAAACUUAUUGAUGAUGAUUUAUUUUUAUGGUGGUAG
This is a messenger RNA of Adineta steineri, 1818 nucleotides long. NCBI's taxonomy places the organism in Eukaryota, Metazoa, Rotifera, Eurotatoria, Adinetida, Adinetidae. The record is from the annotation of a GenBank genome assembly.